GCACGAACAGGAUACGGCGACGACGGAAGAAGAAGCACAAAGCAGAGUGAAAAGGAACACAUGUUCGCGCAAAAUCGAUUACUAAACUUAACUGAAAAACUGAAAAAAACGGAAAACGAAAAAGUACAGCGCUCUCGGCAAUUAGUUGAAAGCACACUGCUCCCGGAAAAAUAGGAGAAAAGGGUUUCCUGUAAGAGCCAGGACUCCUUGGAAAAUGGGUAUUACGGAAACGGCAGGCACAACCACAACAACAACCGGAAUGGGAGCGGCGAACGCCGUGGAGGGCAAACAAAUCCUGUCGCUGGAGGCGUUCCAGGAUAUCUUCAAGCGCGUGGAACCGGAAGUGCAGAUUGAUGCCUUUGAGCUGACCCAGGGCUCCGACCGGGGAGACAACUAUACGGCCGCCCUGUAUCGCAUAAAGCUCACGGGAAAACGACGGGACCUCAAGUGGGAACAGAACGUCAUCUGCAAGGUGAUGCCGGAGAGCGUGGUCGCCCGAGAGGCCUACAAGAGCGACAGGCUCUUUCGCAAUGAGGUGGAGUUCUACACCACCAUCAUGCCGGAGCUGCUCAAGUUCCAGGCCAGCAAAACUGACCAGGACACGCCUGUGUUCAAUGCCAUCCCAAAGUGCUAUUCGGCCAGGCAUGAUCUGCUUAUAAUGGAGGAUCUCCGCGAACGGGGCUUCCAGAUGUCCGACCGCCACAAAGGCCUCAGUCUGGAGGAGACGCAGUCCGUCCUGCUGCAGGUGGCCCAGCUGCACGCCCUCAGUCUGGCCUACAAGUUCGAGAAUCCGCUGGCCUUCAGCAAGCUGUGCAGCGUGAUCAGCGAGGGCAUCUUCUGCACGGACAACACGAGUUGGUAUCGCAACUACUACGAGCGCCUCACCAAGAACGCCAUCCAGAUGGUGUCCGAGGUGCUGCCCGCGGACUCCAAAUAUGUCCUGGCCAUCAGCAAAUUUGCCGAGAGCUCCUCCUUCUUUGGCCGAAUGGUACAGCUGGCCAGCGCCGAGUCGCCACUAUCGGCCAUUUGCCACGGCGACUGUUGGGUCAACAAUUUCUUAUAUCACUAUGAUCCGGAGGAUACGCAGCAUGUGCUGGAGGUGGCUCUGCUCGACUUCCAGCUGAUACGCUACAGCUCCAUUGCCCUGGACAUUGCCAAUCUGCUGUACUGCUGCACCACCAAGGAGAUGCGGGACGCUCAGCUGCAGAAUCUGCUCAGGACCUACACGGAAGAGCUGUUUCGAUGGCUCCAAAUCCUGUGCACAACCUUGCCCGACCACUGCGACACAUUAGAGAAGCUCCAGGAUCUUUUUGCCGAGGAGCUGAAGACUUACGGACGCUUUGCUCUGGGCCUGGCCAUGGACAUCCUUCCCAUCAGCACUUGCUCCUCGGAGGAUGCCCCGGAUAUGUACUUGAAACGAAGCGACGAAAACGAGGAGGAUGUGGGCGCGCCUACGCUCAACUUUCCACCCAACGACCUGUGCCGCCAGAAAAUGUCCGAGAUAGUCAUCGACAUGGUGGAUCGGGACAUGCUCUAGGCCCCACUGCAGCGGAAAUGGAACGCCUGCUGUCUGCCCCAAAAAACACCAAUUACCAAUAAUAUUCCAGCUCAGAUAGCGUGCUCCAGUUGAUUCUCACUUAAUCCCUUAGUUAUAUGCGAGUUAGUGAAUAUUACCAGUAGCCUAGCAGGACUUUGUACGUUUAGGGUACUAACCACCGCUAAAGUUUAUGUUACGAUUCCAAGGCAGCCAAUUCCUUGGCCCUGCGUCCCAGAUAGAACUUUGUGUAGUCAGAGUUAACACUUUCCCGUAUGAUUAACUUAUUUUAACCCUAGUUUUUAGUUGUGUGCAAACCAAUCGAUGCCAAAAUAGUUUAUGAUUAGAGUUUUUGUACUUUUUGCUUCGCAUAUAAUACCCUUUUCUCAAAUAAGAAUCGAAAUAUAAUACUAUGGAAAUGGACGCGGGCACAGGGCCCUGAAAUACAAUAGGA
Drosophila biarmipes is the source of this 1988-nucleotide messenger RNA. RefSeq lists its product as uncharacterized. The coding region runs from base 215 to 1537 and encodes 440 amino acids. The transcript has 5 exons. The record is from RefSeq and is a predicted model, not a curated record. NCBI's taxonomy places the organism in Eukaryota, Metazoa, Arthropoda, Insecta, Diptera, Drosophilidae.